Galdieria sulphuraria is the source of this 1225-nucleotide messenger RNA. RefSeq lists its product as uncharacterized. The coding region runs from base 3 to 1145 and encodes 380 amino acids. The transcript has 3 exons. Gene Ontology annotation, molecular function: oxidoreductase activity. Lineage: Eukaryota; Rhodophyta; Bangiophyceae; Galdieriales; Galdieriaceae. The record is from RefSeq and is a predicted model, not a curated record.
UUAUGGCCUUUCUAAUAUAUUGUCCUGGAAGUUUGUGUCGAUAUCACAACAAUAAGAACCGAAAACUCCCUUUUUGUGGAUAUUUUAGGUCCAACCAAAUUCAUCCUAAACAUACUUUUUGUAGAAAUAAUCGUAGUUGCAACUUUCCUAGAGCUUUCCUUUCCAUGUCGUUGUUGUCCAAGGAAGACAUCUCUUCUUCGUCCGACCAAAAGUUGGAAUCUUCUUCGGACCAGAACUGUGAAAUUCCUGUAAAAAUUUUGGAGGAAGUGCAAGAUAGUAGUUUCCUACGGAAGUCUAUCAUGAUUCUAUCCUCCAUAGGCGUAAUCGACACAGUUUAUUUGACAGUGGGCAAGUUAUUUCUAACUCCUGAAAUAAUGUGUCACACGCAGGGUUGUAUAGAAGUUUUCAAAAGUCCACUAGCAAGUAUUUUUGGAGUUCCCCUCUCAUUCCUUGGUUUUAUGGCCUAUUCUGCUGUCUUUCUGCUAUCGGCGUGUCCCUUGUUGUGUCGCCGCAAGUCCUCGACUUUCAAGAACCAACUACAUACAUUUUCGAAGAAAGCUUUAUCGUUGCUUACAUUAGCUAUGACCAUCGUGAGUGCUUUUCUGAUGUAUAUUCUUUUUUUCCAGAUACAAUCCUUUUGUCCAUAUUGUGUUCUUUCUGCGUUUUUAUCUGGUUCACUUUUUAUUACUAGCUCCUUCCUUCAUUUUUCGAGCGUUGGUUGGAAAAAGUGGAUACGGCAUUCUUUCGUUGUCUUGUUAAUACUAGCAAGUAUAACCGGAGGUGCACUUGUUGCUUUUGGAACAGCUUCUAUGACCUUUUCUAACCAAGUUUUUGAUCCUCCUUCGAUUACUUCACAUUCAAAUGCAAGAAUGAUGAAACUCGCUGAGAGAUUAAAGUCAAAGAAAGCUCGAAUGUACGGUGCUUUUUGGUGUGAACACUGUUAUCAUCAGAAACAGAUGUUUGGUCAAGAAGCUUUUGAAAAGAUCGAAUACGUUGAAUGUUCAAAGAAUGGUCGUGAUUCACAGUACAACCUGUGUAGAGAGAAAGAUGUUCCGGGUUACCCUACUUGGGAAAUUGAUGGAGAGUUGUACCCAGGAGAACAGAGUGUAGAAGAAUUAGAAGAACUAGCAAAAGCAGGAAAUUAGGGUUCAUUUUGUGAGUGGUUUGUAGUAUGCAUAAAAAGCGUUGAUAAAGAAGAUUUUGGGUUUUUGUUCAAUAUGUUGCA